Pistacia vera is the source of this 2625-nucleotide messenger RNA. RefSeq names its product probable LRR receptor-like serine/threonine-protein kinase RFK1. Gene Ontology annotation, biological process: protein phosphorylation. The transcript is spliced from 17 exons. Gene Ontology annotation, molecular function: ATP binding; protein kinase activity. The record is from RefSeq and is a predicted model, not a curated record. NCBI's taxonomy places the organism in Eukaryota, Viridiplantae, Streptophyta, Magnoliopsida, Sapindales, Anacardiaceae.
AUGCAGCUCUCUCUUUGGAACGAUUAUCAGGCAAUAUUCCGAGCCAAUUGGGCAACAUCAUCAGUCUCACUUACUUGGACAUUGAAGCAAACCAAUUCAGGAACAGUGCCCGCGCAGCUAGGGAAGCUUGAAUUUGGGAACUUUGAAGUCAUUUACCGUGGAGACUUCCUCAAUAGAUUGACUGGAAAUUUACCGACGGAAUUUGCUGAGCUGAAAAUUUUGAGACUUGGAAAUUCAAGAUUAAUUUACCAUAAUGGUGCUGAUGAAGGAUCUGUUCACAUUGACACUCUUAUGUACAGUAAGAUUAGUGACAUAGAUGGAACAAAUCAGACUUUUCCUGAUCUUAGAACAGUACCCUCUCAGAGGAGGACUUUGAGGAACUGCAAUAUUUCGGGAGAAAAACCUGGAUACGUCUGGGAAAUGAAUAAACGAGAGUUCUUGUUUUCCUACAAUAAUUUCACUCAGCAACCCUUGAAACACCGUGCUUGUCGGAACGCACAGGAAUUCGAUCUGAACUUGUUUCGAAGUUCUUCGGUGGCAAACAACUUAAGUGGAGUUCGUCCAUGCAAGACUGAUCAGAAAUGUCAUCGACCUCUGCGCUCUUUCUACAUUAAUUGUGGUGGAAAUGAUGUAAAAGAAUAUGGCAGCACAUUUGAAGGAGAUGGAGAUAAAAAUGGUGGUGUUGCAACAUAUUAUUCAAAUGAUCAUUGGGGAUUUAGUAGCACUGGAGACUUUGCAGAUGAUGAUGAUGAACAGAACAAAUAUUAUGUUGCAUCAUCUGUGCAAUCAUCAGACAUUUCAGAAUUAUUCAUUAAUGCUCGCAUUGCUCCUCUUUCACUUACUUAUUUUGGAUAUUGCUUACAAAAUGGGAAUUAUGUUGUCAGUCUAUAUUUUGCGGAGAUUCAGUUCAAAAAUGACAACACAUAUGGCAGCCUUGGAAGGCGCAUGUUUGAUAUUUAUAUUCAGGACAAACUAGUCGAGAGGGAUUUCGACAUAGAAGCUAAAGCUUCAGGGGUUCUGAAGCCAGUUACAAGAAAAUAUAAUGCUACUGUCACAGAUAACAUUUUACAGAUCCGUUUUAAUUGGGCUGGCAAAGGGACUACGGCUCUUCCUCAAAGGGGAGUCUAUGGCCCCCUCGUAUCAGCAAUUUCUGUGGUGGAUCCCAACUACAAACCUGCAAAGAAGAAGAAGAUUGUAGAAAUCAUUGCAGGUGUCGGAUCAUGUCUCAUAAUCUUGGCAUUGGGUAUCAUUGGUUGGAGAUACUAUUCCAGAGUCAAGAGGCGUAAAGAAAAUGAUGUUUUAAAAGGAUCAGAUCUACAAACAAUUUCUUUUACCUUGAAGCAAAUUAAGGCUGCCACUAACAAUUUUGAUCCUGCGAACAAGGUCGGGGAAGGUGGUUUUGGACCUGUUUACAAGGGUCAGUUACCUGAUGGUACUAUAAUUGCUGUGAAGCAGCUCUCUUCAAAUUCAAAGCAGGGAAACUGAGAAUUCUUGAACGAGAUAGGCAUGAUUUCGUGUCUGCAACACCCGAAUCUUGUGAAGCUUCAUGGAUGUUGUAUUGAAGGGAAUCAACUAUUGCUAGUUUAUGAAUACAUGGAAAAUAACAGCCUUGCCAGUGCUUUGUUUGGUCGUGAAAAUUGUCAACUGAAACUGGACUGGCCAACUAGACAGAAGAUCUGUCUUGGGAUAGCUAAAGGUUUAGCUUUUCUUCAUGAAGAAUCAAGGUUCAAAAUUGUUCACAGAGACAUUAAAGCUACCAAUGUUUUGCUUGAUAAGGAUAUAAACCCCAAAAUAUCUGACUUUGGAUUGGCUAAGCUAGAUGAGGAGGAGAAAACCCAUAUCAGUACUCGAAUUGCAGGAACAAUAGGAUACAUGGCACCAGAAUAUGCACUUUGGGGUUACCUGACCCACAAAGCAGAUGUUUACAGCUUUGGAAUUUUAGCAUUAGAAAUCGUUAGCGGGAGAAACAACAAGAGUUAUGGUCCAGCCGAGGAUUGCACUUGUCUUCUAGAUUGGGCUUGUCAGUUACAGCAAAAGGAGAAGAUAAUGGAGCUAGUGGAUCCAAAGCUGGGAUCAGAAUACAACAAAGAGGAAGCGGAGAGGAUGAUAAGAAUAUCUCUCUUGUGCACCAAUGCUUCACCAUCACUAAGGCCAACCAUGUCCGAAGCUGUAAGCAUGCUGGAAGGAAAAACUGCCAUCCCAGAUUCAAUACCUGAAACAAGUAGUUACAGUCAAGAUUUGAGGUUCAAAGCCAUAAGAGACUUCCGUGGACUGAACCGCAGUCAAACUCAGCAUUCGACAUCAGCCGAGGACUUCUAUACAAUUGAUGAUGAGUCAUAUUUGAGGUACAACGUCGUUAAAGAUGGAUAUAAAAUGAUUGAAACCAGUGGUUCAGAUGUUCAACUUUCAACAUCUAUGCCUUCAUGGACAAGCACUUCUUCAACCUCGGCCCAUGAUCAUAGUAACACCAAUACCAAUUCCUAGUAUAGUAUAAACAUACGUAUAUUUGUUGUUUCAUUGGACCAUACUGAUACUUUUUCUCUCUCUUUUUCUUUUGGCUGUAUGUGGUCUCAACAAGAUUGUAACUGAGUGCAAUCAAUGCAUGAAUGGCUAAUAUUUGUGUCA